AUGUCUGAUAACUUGUGCAAAUAUGAACGAUGUAGUAGAAGUUUAGAAAAAACAUCCUUCAUUAGUAAAACGGGAAAUUCUACAAAAGUAUGCUAUUACUGUCGAAAUAAAGAUUUAACAAAUUACUACGCCGCAAAGGCUAAUAAAAAUAUACCUUGUGAUCAAAAUCCUAUCGAGCCAAAGGAAAUGAAAAAAAAGUUAUUUGAAUAUAUUCUUCAAAUUGGAAAUGAUGAACAUAUAGAAAAUGAACAUUCUGGUAUAGAAUUUUCAUGUGAAAUAUCAACUACUUCAUUAAAAAGUGAACCUCAUGAACUUGGAAAGGCGAUUGCUGAUAUAGUAGGAUCUGCUGACGGAUAUUACUAUAUGUAA
Messenger RNA from Dentiscutata erythropus, 369 nucleotides. The record is from the annotation of a GenBank genome assembly. Lineage: Eukaryota; Fungi; Glomeromycota; Glomeromycetes; Diversisporales; Gigasporaceae.